AUGACUGAGCAGUACCAUGACGGGACGCAGCAGCCGCGCUCGCAUCAGAUAGUGAAAGCCGCCACCGCUGCAACUGCGGGUGGUUCUCUCCUAGUCCUCUCUGGCUUGACUCUGGCUGGAACUGUGAUUGCUCUCACUCUAGCCACUCCUUUGCUCGUAAUUUUCAGUCCGGUGCUGGUGCCGGCGGCCAUAACGAUUUUCUUGUUGAGCUCGGGUUUCCUUGCUUCUGGUGGAUUUGGAGUGGCUGCUGUUAGUGUUCUGUCGUGGAUUUAUCGAUACGUCACCGGGAAACACCCUCCUGGUGCGGAUCAGCUUGAUCAGGCGCGGACGAAGCUGGCUACUAAGGCUCGGGAGAUGAAGGACAAGGCGGAGCAAUUCGGACAGCAGCAUACCACCGGUUCUCAAGCUUACUAA
Fraxinus pennsylvanica is the source of this 414-nucleotide messenger RNA. Lineage: Eukaryota; Viridiplantae; Streptophyta; Magnoliopsida; Lamiales; Oleaceae. The record is from the annotation of a GenBank genome assembly.